CUUGCCUCGCUCCUCCUUCCACAUACAACGCCUCCGCGCACAACAACUCCAAAGUAAUACCCAUUGUACUCAGUCCAUUCACAAUCACACAUCAAGAUGAGUCUUACGGCCUCGCUCCACACGCCAUCCACUGGCAAGUACGAACAGCCCACGGGAUUGUUCAUCAACAACGAAUGGGUCAAGGGCGUCGACGGCAAGACCUUCGAGACCAUCAAUCCCUCCACCGAGGAGGUUAUCUGCUCCGUCCACGAGGCCACCGAGAAGGAUGUCGAUAUCGCCGUAGCUGCUGCCCGCAAGGCGUUCGAGGGUUCGUGGCGGAAGGAGACACCAGAGAACCGCGGCAAGUUGCUGGUCAACCUCGCCAACCUGAUCGAGAAGAAUAUCGACCUCUUGGCUGCCGUCGAAUCUCUUGACAAUGGCAAGGCCAUCGGGAUGGCAAAGGUUGACGUCAGCAUGGUUGCUGGCUGCUUAAGAUACUAUGGAGGCUGGGCCGAUAAGAUCGAGGGAAAGGUUAUCGACACCAACUCUGAUACCUUUGCAUACACCAGACAAGAACCCAUUGGUGUUUGCGGUCAAAUCAUCCCCUGGAACUUCCCACUGCUCAUGUGGGCGUGGAAGAUUGGCCCCGCUGUUGCCACCGGUAACACCGUUGUUAUCAAGACUGCUGAGCAGACUCCUCUUUCAGCUCUCGUUGCUGCAAACUUGAUUAAGGAGGCAGGUUUCCCACCAGGAGUCAUCAACAUUAUCUCUGGCUUCGGAAAGAUUGCAGGUGCUGCCCUCUCUUCUCAUAUGGAUGUUGACAAGAUUGCCUUCACUGGUUCCACUGUCGUCGGUCGUCAAAUCAUGAAGGCUGCUGCCGGCUCCAACUUGAAGAAGGUUACUCUUGAGCUCGGAGGCAAGUCACCAAACAUCAUCUUCAACGAUGCCGAUAUUGAGAAUGCCAUCUCCUGGGUCAACUUCGGUAUCUUCUUCAACCACGGCCAAUGCUGCUGUGCUGGUUCCCGUGUUUAUGUCCAAUCUGGUAUUUACGACAAGUUCGUUCAGCGGUUCAAGGAGCGUGCCACUGCCAACAAGGUCGGUGACCCAUUCGCUGCCGACACCUUCCAAGGCCCACAAGUUUCGCAACUUCAAUAUGAUCGAAUCAUGGGCUACAUCGAAGAAGGCAAGAAGUCUGGUGCUACGGUUGUCACCGGUGGUGAGCGUCACGGCGACAAGGGAUAUUUCAUCCAACCCACCAUCUUCUCCAACGUCACCGAGGACAUGAAGAUCAUGCAAGAAGAAAUCUUCGGCCCUGUCUGCUCUAUUGCCAAGUUCGAGACUGAGGAGGAGAUCAUCAAGACUGGUAACAACACCACCUACGGUCUUGCCGCCGCUGUCCACACCCAAAACCUCAACACCGCCAUCCGUGUCUCCAACGCUCUCCGUGCUGGUACCGUCUGGGUCAACCAAUACAACAUGCUCCACCACCAGAUCCCAUUCGGUGGAUACAAGGAGUCAGGUAUCGGACGGGAACUCGGCGAGGCUGCGUUGGCCAACUACACUCAAACCAAGUCUGUUUCCAUCCGCUUGGGUGAUGCUCUUUUCGGUUAAUAAGCUGGGUGUUGGUAAUGAAAGGGAACGAAUCCACAUAUGUAUUAUGAAUACUUUUGCUGAAGCGGUGCUCAGUACUCCGAAAUAAAAAUAAAUGCCACUAGACUACAUGAUCUUGCCCUUCCAGUCUUGUCAGUCCUUGCGUCUGCCAAGUGCCUGUCUGCUUUCCCAGCCACCGAUUAAAAUGUCUCACCUGACCUGGGCUGUUGUGCAAGGAUCACGAUAAGCUGGUGUGCCAGCUCGUCGACAAUCACGGCAGU
Hyaloscypha bicolor E is the source of this 1850-nucleotide messenger RNA. Its product is annotated as aldehyde dehydrogenase. The transcript is spliced from 3 exons. Bases 97 to 1590 code for a protein of 497 amino acids. The record is from RefSeq and is a predicted model, not a curated record. NCBI's taxonomy places the organism in Eukaryota, Fungi, Ascomycota, Leotiomycetes, Helotiales, Hyaloscyphaceae. Gene Ontology annotation, molecular function: aldehyde dehydrogenase (NAD+) activity.